Molecule: messenger RNA, 702 nt
Organism: Neohortaea acidophila
Lineage: Eukaryota; Fungi; Ascomycota; Dothideomycetes; Mycosphaerellales; Teratosphaeriaceae
Exons: 2
Coding region: 1-702 (233 amino acids)
Cellular component (GO): mitochondrion
Molecular function (GO): acetylpyruvate hydrolase activity
Source: RefSeq, a predicted model, not a curated record
AUGGCCUCCCUAUCAGCCAUUCGAAGCAAUUGCCGAAAAGUCAUCUGCAUCGGCCGCAACUACGCCGACCACGUCAAGGAGCUCAACAACCAGCGCCCCAAGCAGCCCUUCUUCUUCCUCAAGCCCCCCUCCUCCAUCCUCCUGCCCGGCGAGGGCCCCGUCCUGCGCCCCUCGGGCGUGAAUCUGCACUUCGAAGUCGAGCUCGGCCUCGUGAUCGGCAAGACGGUGCGCGACCUCGAUGAAAAUGAUGCCGACUGGCAGUCUGCGAUUGAGCAGUACAUCCUCACGAUCGACAUGACGGGCCGCAACGUGCAGGACGAGGCGAAGAAGAAGGGACUACCCUGGAGCAUUGCCAAGGGCUUCGAUACGUUCCUGCCUAUUUCGGGCCCCGUGGCGAAGAGCGCCAUCCCGGAUCCGCACGAUGUCGAGUUGUACUUGACGGUGAAUGGCGAGGUGAAGCAGCAGGAUAAGACGGAUUUGAUGCUCUUCCGCAUUCCGAGGCAGUUGAGCGACAUCAGCCGCACAAUGACGCUGGAGAAGGGCGAUAUCGUGUUGACGGGUACGCCCAAGGGAGUCGGGCCGGUGGUGACGGGUGAUGUCAUGGAAGCGGGCAUUCGCGUGGGUGGUAAAGAGCUGGACGAGGCGAAGUUGACGGUCGAGGUGAAGGACAAGGGAGGUGCGUAUGUGUAUGGUGAGACUUGA